Messenger RNA from Westerdykella ornata, 2761 nucleotides. RefSeq lists its product as uncharacterized. The record is from RefSeq and is a predicted model, not a curated record. NCBI's taxonomy places the organism in Eukaryota, Fungi, Ascomycota, Dothideomycetes, Pleosporales, Sporormiaceae. The transcript is spliced from 2 exons. The coding region runs from base 59 to 2425 and encodes 788 amino acids.
CUGUUGUAAACUCUACUGUGCCUCUCAGAGAAAGUUUACGCCUGAAACGGCGUGUGGUAUGUCUGGACCACGGGUACCACCUUCUACGUUGACUGCUACACCUGCCAAAGAGAAAGGGAGGGGCAGAAAUGCUGCUCUACCCCGUACCGAUACCAACACUUCCAAGACCUCCUCUAUGCACCCCGACCGUAUCGAGCGGUUAGCCCAACCAGAUGCGCCCAGAGGGCCUGCCAAGCGGAAGGAGGCACCGUCGUCCCGAGGGAGCAGUCCUCCUCAUAAACAGAGACCACCUCCUCGCCCUGAAGACGGAGCGUUGAGGAACUAUUCUGCAGAGCAGAGAGGACGAUCAGCAACGGAACCAGAGCGUGUGGACCCCCGUCGAGAUCCCCGUCGCAAUGGGAGAGUUGCUGUUCGUACUCCUGGACCGGAAGCUACUCCGACUACACUGGGCGAUGGCUAUUUCGGAAAUCAGCAGCCGAACGCAGCACAAAGUGCCCCGAAAGUGCCAUCAAUGGUUGGGACACCUACUACGGAAACCCCACCUACAAGAGGAGUAAAGGAGACUCUACCAAAUAAAAGUAUAGUUAACGGCUCGUCUGCGAGCGGUGCACUACAACCAAGGCUUCUAAAAGACCGAGAUGGGCAGUCCUCGUCAGACCCAAUAGCGCGUCUCCGAGAGCACAAGGACAGAGCUGCGCUUCGCGCACGAGAGGAGAGACUGAAGGUCGAAGAUCUGCUUCGCCUGCGAGAGGAAUACGAGAGAUACAAGUCAGCAACGGACGACCAGAUCAAGAAGUUUCUUGACAUGGUUAAUCGGCAAGUCGAAGACUCCAACAAGCGAGAAACUCAAAUCAGCAAGGAGCGAGAGUCGUGGCUCCAAGAAAUGCGCAAGGAGAAGGAUGAAUGGCGCGAGCAAGUGAGAAAGGAGAGAGAUGCGUGGCGCAAGCAGCAAGAGGAGAUGUCUCAGAAGCAGAAAGGGCCAGGCGCCGCAGCUACAGAUCAACUCCAGAAAAGGUUCAAUGACCUCAAGUCUGACGUUGGCAAUCUGAGGAAAGAUUGUCAAACCCUUCAGACAAAACAUCAAGCCUUGGCCGAGCAGCGAGAUACGCUCCUUAAGGAAUACGGCGCCCUUCUCAAGCAGGAAAUCGGUGCUCAUAUCAAGAUCGAGAAAUUCGAUGCGGUCAAAAACGAUGUUGCAGAUUUAAAAGCUGAUAUGAGAUCCCUACAAGACGCCCAGGGCAAAACCAGGGACUCAUUAGAGGCUUUGCGCAUGGAAACUACCGAGAUCAAGAGUGCUACCGGCCGACAACUUAAGGAAUUGGCCAGCACUCAGGAGAAGGUAGUAAGGAGACUGGACAAGCUCGAAAACGCUCCGAGGAAUCCCGAACCUAUCAAAAACGACACUGCUGAACUAAAGCCUGUUGUUGAGAAGCUUGAUGAGAGAUUGGCUGCGAUUGAACAAGACGUGAGCAGACUCAAAGACGAUGAUGGGCACGAUAUCCUGGAUUCUGUCAUCAAACUCUGCGCGCCAUUUGAAUCGGCUAUCAAAGAGCUGCAGAACCGCCCAUCACUUCGGACGGAAACCGAGAUAGCACAGUUUCGCGAACAAGUUGCGGACAACAUCAUGUCCAGGCUGUAUCAGUCGCCCGAACUACAGGCCAAAAUCGUCGAAAUUGUUCGCGCCAAUCAGGCAAAUCUUCUCCACCAAGCUCUUGCGGAGCAACGUGAGGGACUUCGCACUCAAGUUUGUGAGGAGGUCGGUACAGACUUACAGGGCCGCAUCCAGAAAGAGAUUACGGCUCAGUCUGGGAAAUUCCAGGCAGACCUUUCUCGUAACCUCAGUGAGGAGCGGCAGUUCAUGACCGAGCAAGUCCGCACGGCAGUGGUUGCUUGGCUAUCCGACAACAAACAGUCCAUAACCGAACCUCUUCUCGCUCCAACAAAGACGGCCCUGAAGCACCUGCAGGACAGAAUGGAUAACAUAUCCACCAACGAGUUAUUCCAGCAGAUGGUGCAUUUCAUGCAGUCGGAAUAUAAUGUCCCCACCAUCAUCAACAGACUCAACGAGGUACUGGCCUAUCAGCAGGUUCUGGAAACUACGACGUUGCCAGUCCUUCAAACCGAUGUGGCAGCUGGGAAAUCAGCUCUCGACAAGCUCGAAGCGAAAGUCGUGGAACAAGAUAAGGCACUCUUGGAGCAAGCUGCCAAGACCGCAGCGCUUUCCGGUGGAGUUGAGGAGCAUGCGAAGCAGCUCACCAAGCUGGAGGAAGUAACGAGCGAUAUGAAGGGUUUCUGCACGCGUGUCCCGUUCGUGGAAGCGCGCAUGGCGAGAUCCGAACAAAUCAUUAGGGCGCUGAAUGAUAACAGCGAUCAGCCUCUGGAAGGCAUCGACUUUGAUCCUUUGGCGGAGACAACGGCCGAGUGAACGACUAUGCGAAGGGGAUCCCGCCCCGUCGUGAUAUAGCGGAGUGUUGGCGUUCGAAAGGUUCAACGAGUCUAUGACUCUCAUAAGCGAUGUCUGGAUUUGUGGAGGUUUCUCCUCGGUUUGGCGUUCAAGGUUGUUUGGAUGGAAGACGGUGUUAUGAAGGCGACUCUUCCGGCGGGAUUUCUUUUGUCCAAAUGGCCUUUCUUCUGAGCAUAUCAUAUACCCCUUUCCUUUUAGGGCGCAUAGGCCCUCUGCAUGUACAUCGAUGGUACUCAUGUUCCAAGCGAAAGGCCACCAAGUGUGUGGUGUACUUUUUGUAGAGGAGGGUAAUGAAUU